Messenger RNA from Paraglomus occultum, 165 nucleotides. NCBI's taxonomy places the organism in Eukaryota, Fungi, Glomeromycota, Glomeromycetes, Paraglomerales, Paraglomeraceae. The record is from the annotation of a GenBank genome assembly.
GGAAAAAUUGACCUAAUUUAUAUUGACCCGCCUUACAAUACUGGAAAUAAAGAUUUCAUUUACAACGAUAAUUAUGUCGAUAAGGAAGAUCAGUUUAAGCAUAGUGAGGAUGAGGCUGCUCAAUUAAGAUUACUAUGUAAUCAAAUUUUCGGCGAACAAAAUUUU